AAGGGUUUGCUCUCAGGGCCGUAUUUGCUCAUCUUCGCCUUGGCAGCAACCCUAAUCUGCUUCCACCAUGGCCGUCGGAAAGAACAAGCGGAUUUCCAAGGGAAAGAAGGGAGGCAAGAAGAAGGCUGCCGAUCCCUUUGCGAAGAAGGAUUGGUACGAUAUCAAGGCUCCUUCUGUUUUCAAUGUGAGGAAUGUGGGCAAAACCCUUGUUUCUCGUACUCAGGGUACUAAGAUUGCUUCAGAAGGGCUCAAACAUAGAGUCUUCGAGAUCUCGUUGGCCGACCUUCAGGAUGAUGAGGAGCACGCUUACAGGAAGAUCCGAUUGAGAUCUGAGGAUGUUCAAGGGAAGAAUGUUCUCACAAAUUUCUGGGGAAUGGAUUUCACAACUGACAAGUUGAGAUCUUUAGUGAGGAAAUGGCAAACGUUGAUUGAAGCUCAUGUGGAUGUGAAGACUACUGAUAACUUCACCCUUAGGCUGUUCUGCAUUGGUUUCACUAGGAGACGUCCAAACCAGGUCAAGAGGACCUGUUAUGCGCAAUCCAGUCAGAUUAGACAGAUCCGUCGCAAGAUGAGGGAGAUCAUGGUGAACCAGGCAACAUCGUGCGAUUUGAAGGAGUUGGUUCAGAAGUUCAUUCCUGAGAUGAUUGGCAAAGAGAUUGAGAAGACAACUAAGAGUAUCUUCCCAUUGCAGAAUGUCUUCAUUAGAAAAGUGAAGAUCUUGAAAGCUCCAAAGUUUGAUCUUGGAAAGUUAAUGGAGGUCCACGGUGACUAUUCAGAAGAUAUUGGCGCCAAGGUGGAGAGACCAGCUGACGAGACAAUUGCAGAGGCGACUACUGAAGUCAUUGGUGCUUGAAUGGAAUAUUCUCAACAACGGCCUUGUUAAAUUUCUUCAAUUUGAGAGUCACUUUUUCAUUUGUUCUUUUUUCUUGAACUUGAAUAGCUUUUACUUGCUCUUGUUUGUUCUAGGGGAGGGAGUUAGAGUUUGAUUUUGACAGUACAAUUUUGUUACUCUAAUCUACUUCAAAAUUUUAGUUCACAUUCACCUCGAAUUCGCAUUAAAAUUUUUUGUUUUACUGCUCCUUGUGGU
This is a messenger RNA of Morus notabilis, 1087 nucleotides long. Its product is annotated as 40S ribosomal protein S3a. NCBI's taxonomy places the organism in Eukaryota, Viridiplantae, Streptophyta, Magnoliopsida, Rosales, Moraceae. Bases 68 to 853 code for a protein of 261 amino acids. Gene Ontology annotation, cellular component: cytosol; ribosome. Gene Ontology annotation, biological process: translation. The transcript has 7 exons. Gene Ontology annotation, molecular function: structural constituent of ribosome. The record is from RefSeq and is a predicted model, not a curated record.